This is a messenger RNA of Marmota monax (woodchuck), 637 nucleotides long. It is a transcript of the gene Cstb, whose product is annotated as cystatin B. Gene Ontology annotation, cellular component: cytosol. Bases 96 to 392 code for a protein of 98 amino acids. Gene Ontology annotation, molecular function: cysteine-type endopeptidase inhibitor activity. The transcript has 3 exons. The record is from RefSeq and is a predicted model, not a curated record. Lineage: Eukaryota; Metazoa; Chordata; Mammalia; Rodentia; Sciuridae.
CGCGCCUACUCCGGAGCUGGGCGGACGAAGGGUCCACACCGCCGGGUCCUGCGCUGUCACUUCGCCGUCCGCUCGGUCCCGACUCCGCCGCCAUCAUGAUGUGCGGGGGCCCCAGCGCCACGCGGCCGGCCACGGCCGAGACGCAGGACAUCGCUGACCAGGUGAAGUCCCAGCUUGAAGAGAAAGAGAACCAGAAGUUCCCUGUUUUCAAGGCUGUGUCCUACAGGAGCCAAGUGGUGGCAGGAACAAACUUCUUCAUUAAGGUGGACGUCGGCGAUGAGAAGUGCGUGCACCUGCGGGUGUUCCGGAGCCUGCCACACGAGAACAAGCCCCUGACCCUGCACGCCUACCAGACCGACAAGGCCAAGCACGACGAGCUGACCUACUUCUAGUCCCCUCCGUCCCCGUCACAGACCCUUGCAGGAUUCUGCUGAGUGCAGCACGGGUUUGGGACCACGGAGCGAAGAACGUCACCUCUGUGCCGAGCCCUUUAUGGCCCGGAGGGUACUGGGAGGCAGCUGCUGUCACGUGGCGGUUCCAGUGUCCUUGAGAUGGUAUUUUCCUGCCCCAUUUAUGAUCUUAAUCACUUUCAAAGAGCCCCACCCUGACUCUCCUUAAAUAUAUUUUCACAUCUUUA